AGAACCUUACCAAGUUUAGUGAGGAAGCAAGAAUGAGGAGAGAAGAAGAAGUAAGUUUAGUUGGAUUAACCAUAAGAACAUCAUCAGCAUCAGCAACAGCAAGUUCUUCAAGCAAGAAAGGCAAAGAUGUUCACACAAAUGAUGCUUCAGAUUCAUCUCCAAGUAUAAAAAACUCUCCUUUCAAUUCACCAUCUCUUGUGUCCCCACCAUCUUCUGCUUUUGUUUCCGCUUUACAAUCUCCUUAUAUAUCCCCAAGAGCCACCACUCAACCCAUUACCACCACCACUCACAAGCCUCCCUCCUCACCGCCUGAAGAUGUUCCAAGCAGCUCCUACACUCCUCCUUCCGACCAGUACGAGUUCUCCGACGACCCAUCAGACCGGAAGCAGCUCAAGUUAUCCUCAGCUUGUACUCCAGAUCCUGCUCUUCCAAGGAUCUCCUUCUCCUUCCCUGUCCCUAGAGUCUCCUUAGCUAAAGUCUCUGUCUCUUCACCUGCCACCACUAACACCACCAAGCUCAGGAGCUCUGAUGUCUUCAUAGGGUUUCACGGACAAAACCCAAACUUGGUGAGGUUCUGCAAGUGGCUUAAGUCUGAGCUUGAGCUUCAGGGGAUAGCUUGUUUCGUUGCUGACAGAGCUAAGUAUUCGGACACACAGAGUCAUGAGAUCGCCGACAGGGUUAUAUGUUCUGUUACUUAUGGGAUUGUGGUUGUGUCUUGUUCAAGCCUGCUCAACUACCUUAGCUUGGAGGAAGUUAGGUUCUUUGCUCAGAAGAAGAACUUGAUUCCUAUUUUCUAUGGAACUGGACCUUCUGAGAUUAUGUCUCUUCUCAACUGCAAUGCAAUUGAUAAAGAGUGUAAAGAAGCCAUAGAUGGGUUGAUUAAGUGCCAUGAGUUUAAGCUAGAGGCUAAUGAGAGUAACUGGAGAAGCUGUGUGGGGAAGACGGCGAUGAUUCUUAGGGGGAAGCUUGGGAGGAAGAGUGUGGUUGAUAAAGAGAUUGUGGAGAGGAUUGAUGAGCUUCCUUUCCCUAGGAACAGAACUUUUCUUGGAAGAGAGAAGGAGAUUAUGGAGAUGGAGAUGGCUUUCUUUGGUAGUGGAGAGUAUCUUGAGUCUACAACACCAAGCAGUAAGGGAGAAACAAGUGGACAGUCUGAAGGACUUGCAGAUGAGGAAUCAGAUGCUGUAUCAACUCGGAACGGGAAGUUUAUUACCUUGGAGCUUGGAAGAUGCUCAGAGCAAAGAAGUGAUCCAAAUGGUGGGAAAAACUCUCUUAAGAGACUGUUGAAGACUAAGAAAAGUAGAAGCAGUAGUAACUGCAAGAGUAGCAGCACAAGCGUUGUUUGUGUGAAUGGAGUUCCAGGGAUUGGGAAGACAGAGUUAGCUCUUGAGUUCGCUUACCGUUAUUCUCAGAGGUAUAAGAUGGUUUUGUGGGUCGGAGGGGAAGCUAGAUACUUCAGACAGAACCUGUUGAAUCUGUCAUUCAGCUUGGGGGUUGAUGUGUCUGCUGAUGCUGAGAAGGAUAGAGGUAGACUUAGGAGCUUUGAUGAACAAGAGUUUGAAGCUUUCAAGAGGAUAAAGAGAGAGCUUUUCAGAGACAUGCCUUAUCUGUUAAUCAUUGAUAAUCUUGAGAUAGAGAAAGAUUGGUGGGAAGGGAAAGAUCUUAACGAUCUGAUUCCAAGAAACACUGGAGGUACUCAUGUCUUGAUCACUACAAGGCUUCCUAAAGUCAUGGCCUUUGACACAGUUCAGCUCCCUGUCUUGUCUUCAUCUGAUGCAAUGGUGUUACUGAGAGGGAGAAGAAAGAAAGAUUACCCUGCUGAGGAGGUUGAGAUCCUCAAGGUUUUUGAAGAAAAGUUGGGACGGUUGAGCUAUGGUCUUUGGGUGAUAGGAUCAUUACUUUCAGAGCUUGCUAUCACACCUUCUGCUCUCUUUGAAGCUGUGAACAAAGUUCAUUUAGAAGAACGUUCAGCUUCUCCUUUUCUUAACUCAAACGAUGAGCAAUACUGCAAAUCAAACCCAUUCGUUGCAAAGGUAUUAGCAUUCUGUUUAGCUGUUUUGGAGCAAGCUGAAGGAAACAGAAACCUUCUCUCAUUGAAAAUGCUACUAGUGGGAGCUUGGUUUGCUCCUGUCCCUAUACCGGUUAACUUGUUAGCUGCAGCUGCUAAAAACAUGCCCACAGGUGGGAACCGGUUUAGUAAAUGGAACAAAUGUUUGAGUCACACAUUUGCUUGGUGCGGUGGCUGUGGCCUAGGACGAAGAAGCGAAGAGGAUGCUGCUUUUUUACUUGUCAGGUUAGGACUAGCGAGGAUGACUAACAGACAACCUGGAUGUUGGAUUCAGUUCCAUCCCAUAACUCAAACUUUCGCCAGGAGAAGAGACUACAUACUUGCUCCCAAGGCAACGGUUCAAGGCGUGAGGAAAAUAGAGAACCCGUUGUUGAAUCUUGAUCACUUGUGGGCUUCAGCGUUCUUAGUAUUCGGAUUCAAAUCAGAACCUCCGUUGGUGGAGUUGCAAGCAAUGGAUCUGGUGCUUUACAUCAAGAGAACAGCUCUUCCUUUAGCAAUCACAGCUUUCACAACCUUCUCGAGGUGCACUUCUGCUUUGGAGCUUCUGAAAGUAUGCACCAAUGUGCUGGAGGAUGCGGAGAAAUCGUUUGUGACUCAGAUACAAGAUUGGCGCCAAAGCUCGCUCUGUUGGAAGAAGAAGACUAACAAGAAGGUUGAUGAGUACGUGUGGCAGGAUGUUACGUUGCUGAAGGCUUUGUUACUUGAGACAAGAGCGAAGCUGCUGCUGCGAGGAGGGCAUUUUGAUAGUGGAGAGGAGCUUUGCAGGACUUGUAUCAGUAUCAGGACGGUGAUGCUUGGCCAUAAUCAUGAGCUCACUUUGGCUGCUCAAGAAACACUAGCAAAGUUAGUCAGAAUGAGAAGUAAGAUAUGAAACAUUUCUCCUACUGGUUAUUUCCACGUUACUUUAAAACUCAGUUUUUGUUGAAGACUUCAGUUCAUGUAUUGGUUACUUUAAAAACCAGUUAAGAACAAUCUUAUUCCUAAUGUACAUUACAAACUUCAUUUGUUGAUCCUAGUCUCUUUUGUUACACAUUU
This is a messenger RNA of Eruca vesicaria subsp. sativa (arugula), 3100 nucleotides long. The record is from the annotation of a GenBank genome assembly. NCBI's taxonomy places the organism in Eukaryota, Viridiplantae, Streptophyta, Magnoliopsida, Brassicales, Brassicaceae.